ACAUGUCAGUAUAAUACUGACAGUAUUGAACAGCACAUUUAUUUGGAUGUGACGGUUCAACGAUAGAGUCAGAAUAAAAAUGUUUUCAAUUUUUUUUGCUAGUGCUGUAUUCAUCUGCAUUACAAGUCAAGUAAAGGCUUAUGAUGAAUUCAAAGUAAUUAAAACCAGUAAUGGUGAAGUGCGUGGUCUACGAAAUACAACACUAUUUAAAAAUAUUCCAUUUUAUUCGUACAAAGGCAUUCCAUAUGCAAAGCCACCAAUUGGAGAAUUAAGAUUCAAGGCUCCUGAACCGGUAGAAUCAUGGAAUGGCAUUUUGGAUGCAUUUGAUCAUGGUGAUAUGUGCAUACAACCUUCAAUUUUUUGGCCAGUAUCAUUUUCGCAAAGUGAAAAUUGCCUGACACUAAAUAUUUAUGUACCAGCUGAAGUGAAAACGAAUGAAAAAUUGGCCGUAUUGUUUUUCAUUCAUGGCGGUGGAUUUACGGAUGGAUCAUAUCAUGAUGAUGUAUAUGGUCCAGAUUUUCUGCUUGAAAAGGAAACAAUUUUGGUAACCAUUAACUAUAGAUUGGGUUUAUUGGGAUUUUUAUCACUCGACACCCCUGAAUACUCAGGUAAUAUGGGUUUAAAAGAUCAACAAUUGGCAUUGGAGUGGAUUAGCAAAAAUAUCGGUCAUUUUGGAGGCGAUAACAAACGAAUCACUCUGUUUGGACAUAGUGCAGGCGGUGCGUCAACACAUUAUCAUAUUUUAUCAUCUGAAUCACGAAAAUAUUUUCGAAAUGCCAUUCCAAUGAGUGGAUCAGUCUUAAAUUAUUGGGCACUGUCGCCCGAAAAAAAUCAUUUAUCGCGUAUUUAUCGAAUUCUCAAAGAGGAAUUGGAUGAACCAAAGAAUUCGUUUGAAGAGUUAUUGGCCUUCUUGAAAGAGGCCCCGGCAAAACUGUUCAAUAAAUUUUCUACAAUAGAAGUUUAUAAUUAUGUGCGUUAUACAGUACCAUUUGGGCCGAUCGUGGAAAGAAAGGAUGCAAUACGUCCAUUUAUUUUGGAAUCUCCAGAAAAAUUGUACAAAACAUCAAAGAUUAACGUUGAUACAAUGUUCAGCCUUACAAAUCUAGAAGCCAUGUCGUUGAUUCCAAAGACACCAGCAUCAUUAUUGAAUGCGUUGAAUGCCAAUUUUAAUUUACCUUUGCCAUUUAAUACCAUCGAUUUACCACUUGAGUCUGAUGAGCAUUAUAAUUUAUCGAAUCAAAUUCGAAAUUUCUAUUUCGGUGAUGCAAAAAUUGAUGAACAAGCGAUUCCAAAGUUUUUUGAAUAUGUAUCCGAUUUUAAUUUUGCCUUGGGCAUUGACAAAUCCAUCAAAUUACAUGCAAAGCAUACAACAGCCAAAAGUUAUUAUUUGUGGUUUUCGGUUGAUUCAACGCUAAAUUUAUUCAAACGAUUCGAUAUAUUUAAGCGUGGUGAUGUUUUGGAACUGCCUGGUGCCGCUCAUGCCGAUGAUCUAUGCUAUUUAUUUAGAUGUGGCGCAGCUCAAUCAUACUAUGAUCAAAUCAUCGAAAAUAAAAACGAUGAUCAAUCGAAAAUAAAUUUCCAAACAAUUGAUUAUAUCACCAAAUUGUACACGAACUUUGCAAAAUAUGGUAAACCAACGCAUCAGAACGAUCCAGUCAGUGGAUUCAAACCGAUUCAUAACGAGGACAUUCAUUUUCUUGAUGUUAAUAAUGAUGGAUUGACAACUGGUUUGAAGCCGCAUCAAAAAGUGUUCGACUUUUGGUCGAACAUCGAAAAACAAGCCAAACAAGCAAUUCAACAUGUCAAACAAAAACGAGACGAAUUGUAAAAUAAUGAACAUUCACUUGGUGUAAUCGAUACAUGAAAAAAUGGUGAAAGAUUUUUCGUUUCGUUGAAAAAAAAAAUAUAUUCGAUUUUAUCUUUAAUUGAACAUAGAUAGUUGAUGUAUUUGGAUUUUUUUCGAAUAAAAUAAAAAAUGUUGUAUGAAAUGACGAGAAAA
Contarinia nasturtii (swede midge) is the source of this 1999-nucleotide messenger RNA. RefSeq names its product esterase B1-like. The transcript has 10 exons. Bases 80 to 1828 code for a protein of 582 amino acids. Lineage: Eukaryota; Metazoa; Arthropoda; Insecta; Diptera; Cecidomyiidae. The record is from RefSeq and is a predicted model, not a curated record.